Molecule: messenger RNA, 1630 nt
Organism: Lactuca virosa
Lineage: Eukaryota; Viridiplantae; Streptophyta; Magnoliopsida; Asterales; Asteraceae
Source: the annotation of a GenBank genome assembly
GGAAAGUUUGGAAGUCUGAUUAUUUUCUAACUUCUUUUUUAAGGAACACCAUUUUUUGACUUUCUUUCCAAUUCCUUUCUCUUCUCUCUUUAAUUUGUAUUCAUGAACAUAGCAUAAACCUUUUCUUUGUAUAUAUAACUCAUCAUAACGAAUCAGCAUCAACAGUCUUAUCUGUAAGCUUAUUCUCUGAAGAGGGAUCAAGAUCAAUAGUAAAAACGAGCGAGGGAGGAUGUGGGGAUUUGGGGGAAGAUUCUACUGGGGGAAGCGAAAAGAAGAAGAAAGAAGAAGAAGAAGAAGAAGAGGAAUAGUUGUUGUAUUCGCAUGGAUGUCAAGUGAAGAGAAGAAUUUGAAGAAACAUGUUGACCUUUACUCCUCUCUUGGUUGGGACUCCCUUGUCUGCCAUUCGCAAUUUCUUAAUAUGUUCUUCCCUGAUAAGGCUACUGCUUUGGCACUGAACCUUCUAAAUGAGCUUAUUAAGGAGCUAAAAAGAAAGCCAUGCCCGCUUGUGUUUGCGUCUUUCUCUGGUGGCCCCCUAACUUGCAUGUACAAAGCCUUGCAGAUAAUCGACUCAAAGCGUGAUACUCAUGGAAAUCUGGAUGAGUAUGAAGUCGUUAGAAAUUGCAUUUCCGGACAUAUAUACGACUCUUGUCCAAUCGAUUUCGUAAGCGAUUUAGCCACUAGAUUUGUUCUUCACCCAAGCAUUCUUAAAGUCUCGCAUCCUCCUAUAAUAGUAAAAUGGAUUGCAAAUGGUUUCUCAUCUAGUCUCGAUACCUUGUUCCCUAAGAGAUGGAACUCCCUACGCGCAGAUUAUUGGCAGACUUUGUAUUCAACUAUAGGAUUUGGAGCACCAUAUCUAAUACUUUGCUCAGAAAACGACGAUAUUGCCCCUUACCAAACCAUCGCCAACUUUGCUCAACGAUUACAAAACCUUGGUGGCGAUGUCCAAUUCCUAAAAUGGAGUAGCUCCGCUCAUGUAGGUCAUUAUAAGCAUCAUCCAGAAGAGUACAAGGAUGCUGUGACCGAGCUCCUAGCAAAAGCUGUGUCUAUUUACUCACAAAAAAAUGAACAGGGUGGCGGGCCCCCCAACGGUUCGACAUCCUCAGAACCGCAACACCAUUUAAGGGAAGCGGUUUCGAGCUCGAACCAAUAUCAUAGCCUUCAUAGAGUCGCACUUGAUUUGAAUGACCAAUUUGUUGUGCCAGCUGGCUUGGCUGAGUACCAUGAAGGUAGGAGACUUGAGUUCCGUUAAUGAUGCGCCUAAAGAAAGGCUUAUUCCACGGUCAGACCUAUCGACAAUUAAUGCUCAUGGGAUUUCUAGUAAAAUCAUGUUCGAUGAAUGUGUUCCAAAAAAUGUGGAAGAUUGGGAUUUAAGGUUGUCAUCAUCUUUCUCUUCAAGCAGUAAACAUUCACACUUCAAUCCUAUAAAAUGCACUCAAAGAUCGAGACUGUGAUGGAUUUCGAACGUUUGAAUAAUGGGCUUUUAACAUGGAAUAUACAUAUAUAUACACGGGCGUAGUCAUAUAGGUGCAAGAGUGGGCCUUAUCCACCUACAUAAAUUUGAGAUUACAUAUGUACAAUAUAUAUUUUUUGUUAAAUAAAAGAAAUCAUAAAAGAAAUUAGGGUUGUGAUA